ACUAUGCGGAGGAUAAGGCAGUGGCCUAGAUGUGUGAAACGCCAGGGGUUGCUUUUUUGGUUCACUGGUUGACUACCAGGGGCAACUCAAUAGUCAGCCAAAUGUAAUGGGGAAGUUCUGAACCACAAAACUACAAAGAAAAGUUGCGCAGGCCACAGUUUAGCAGCUUUGAAAUGAUAUGCAAACUUUGUCUUUUUGGGAGGCAGACAUCCCUGACCAGUGUUUUCCUCCUGAGAGCCGCGCACAAGGCAACAUGCACUGUCAUGGGAAUAUGUUGGUGGAACAUGUAGACUGAGACACUCACAGAGAGGCUAAAAAAUCUAUUAUUCUCCCGGACGGUCAGCGCAGCCUUCCGCUUGACUGAUAACGAUGGUCUUGGAGGCAGACAGCGACAGAGGUUCAUCAAGAAGCGCUCAUGAAAAAUAUCCCCGGGCAGCGUUGGAGCGCAACGGCUACGUGAAGACAUGUGUCACCCCGUUGUACCAGGACGCACGGAGCCAGUCGUGGCUCAGACUCGCCGUGACAUGGACUUGCCGAGGAGUGUCGUCUGCGGUCUGCGUUGCCUCCAUCUCCGUUAUUCUCGCUCUGCUGCUCAGAUUGGUCGACUGGGAUGCAGGCAGCAGCAGCAGCAGCAGCAGCAGCAACGGAAAUAGCAGCGGCUCUCCUCUUCAUUUAGCGGCGGGCUGCGCUGUGGAGCUGCUUUUGACUGCGUGUUAUUGCGUCUCUCCCGUUUUCACACUCGUAUGUGCCUUCUUCUGGGUCGGGCUCUAUCUGAUUCGCUGCGGGGUGCUCGUCCGUACCGCCGUGUUCCUCUUAGCGGUGUGCCAUUUGGGCGAAGCCGCGGCGCAGUCCCUCCUGCGCGGCGCCGAGGAGCAGCUGCUGUCCUUCCCCGCAACCCUGGUAGUCCUCGGCUGCCUGGGCAGCGGGGCUCUGCUGGUCGUCCGGCUGGGUCAGGGAGUGUCCAUCCUCGUCUUCAUUAGCCUCAUCCGGGCCAUCUCCCUCGUCUCUCUGAGCAGGGUCCGGGCCAGUUGGAGACCCUACCUGGCCUACCUGCUGGGGCUGCUGGGGGUUUUGCUUGCGAGGUAUGCUGACCGGCUCUUGCCGGCCUCAGGGACCAGCGGGACGGGGUGCUGUGGCUCUGUGACCGGGGCGAAGGAGGAGGACAUCCCUGUCUUCAAAAGGAGACGGAGGUCCAGCUCCACAGUGGCCUCGGAAAUGAUGGCUCACAGUCAGAGCAACAGCAAGUCCCACCGCAGGACUUCGCUGCCUUGCAUUCCGCGGGACCAGAAAACGGGGAUCCAUGCACAUGUAUGUGCAGCAGGGAUUCAGGAUCAUCCAGAGUGGAUUAUGGGCCAACCAGACUGGGACUACAAGAGAGUUCUGAGCAGAUCCCAGUCUUCAGGCACCAGUGUGGUGGUGGACAUCGCAGUGAUGGGUGAAGCCCAUGGUUUGAUCUCAGACCUGCUGGCAGAUCCAUCACUGCCCCCGAACACCUGCAGCUCUCUGAAGGCUGUCAGCAAUCUCCUCAGCACCCAGAUCAGCCUCCAGCCACUGCACCGACCUCGCAUCCCAGCAGACCCACACACCUGCUCGGACUCUGAGGACGGGCCGGAAAAAGUGGAAAGAUUGGCCAUUCCAAAGCGUCUCAGGCGGAGUCUGCCCCCAGGAUUGCUGAGGAGAAUUUCAUCAACUUGGACCACAACCACCUCAGCUACGGGGCUGCCUACCAUUGAGCCGGGCCCUGUGCGUAGAGACCGCUCAGCCAGCAUCAAACACACUCCAGACAGUGAAUUGUGGGGCAACUCUGUGAUGAUGACCAUCUCAAAGAGUCGAUCCAUGUCGGCCUCCUGUGCUGCCUCCGUCACGUCCAACCACCUCUACAGCAAACCACUGGGAAGACCAGGUUUCCCCCCCUCCAACAUAUCACCUCUGGGCUCUCCGUGCCCGUCUCCUCCCGUCCAGGGCACACCUGUCUCCAGCCCGACAGUAAAGACUUGUUCAGUGCAGCUUCCUGAGCCGGCUGGGCCACUAACAGAGCGGGUACCUGCCUCUGUGGCCCCCAAGAGCCAUCACAGAGCCUUAACUCACAGCCAGAGCGCCCCGAGCUCCACCACCACUCACUGGCGGCCUCCAUCGCUCUGCGGCAGCUGUGGCAGGCCGUUCGGCAGUCGACUAACACACGGAGUGGAAUCUGUUGACAAAGGAGACAGAAUACCGCAUCCAGAUGAGCGUGCAGUAGCUUCAUCAGACUAUGACAGCACCUACGACAGCACCUAUGAGACCAACCACAGUGACAGCAGCGACUUUGCACAGAAUGAAGAGGAGGGAGAGGGAGGCAAGAAGCUGCCUGAAGCGAGGGAGUUUCCAACAGAUGGCAUCGUUCUCCACCCACUCCUGCCAUCACCAGAGGACAAGCCGACCCUGGCCUCAGAGGCCCCUGUAACGCCAGCGCUGGAGCCUCUGAUGAGUCAGCUCAUCAGCUGGAACUUCCCCAUUUUCAGUCUUGUGGAGAAGACUCAUGGCAAAACAGGCUGCAUCCUCAGCCAGGUUUCUUAUCGGCUCUUUAAGGAUAUGGGUCUGUUUGAGACCUUCAGGAUUCCUGUACAGGAGUUCAUGAACUACUUCCAUGCUUUGGAAAACGGAUACAGGGACAUCCCUUAUCACAACCGGAUCCAUGCCACUGAUGUGCUACAUGCUGUCUGGUACCUCACCACUCAGCCUGUACCAGGCCUGCCCACCCUGCUGACCGAGAACGGAAUACACACUGACUCAGAAAAUGGUAUUACACCUGGUGCCACAGGCUUCCUGUUGUCCAAGAUGAACUCUGCGCUGGAAGAAGGCUACGGCUCCCUGGCUGGUCUAAUCCCAGGCCUGGAGCUCAUGGCUCUGUAUGUAGCUGCUGCCAUGCACGACUAUGACCACCCUGGAAGAACCAACGCUUUCCUAGUAGCGACCAGUGCACCACAGGCUCUUCUAUACAAUGACAGAUCAGUCUUGGAAAACCAUCACGCAGCUUCAGCCUGGAACCUCUUCAUGUCUCGACCUGAGUAUAACUUCCUGGUUAACCUUGAACACGUGGAGUUCAAGCGCUUCCGCUUCCUCGUCAUUGAAGCUAUUCUGGCCACUGACCUCAAAAAGCACUUUGACUUCCUUGCAGAGUUCAAUGCAAAAGUGGGUGAUGAAGGAGUGUCUGGUAUUGAUUGGACCAAUGAGAAUGACCGAUUGCUGGUGUGCCAGAUGUGCAUAAAGCUGGCUGAUGUCAACGGACCGCUGAAGUGUAAAGAGCUGCACCUGCAAUGGACGGAGGGGAUUGUCAAUGAGUUCUACGAGCAGGGUGAUGAAGAGGCUAGCCUGGGCCUUCCCAUCAGCCCAUUCAUGGACCGUUCUGCUCCGCAACUUGCUAAACUACAGGAGUCAUUCAUUACUCACAUAGUGGGACCACUGUGCUCCUCCUACGACUCUGCUGCUCUGAUGCCGGGACGCUGGGUCGACCCAUCUGAGGGAGAGCUGGAGCCAGAAGUGGAGAAGGCAGGACAAGAUACAGAAGACGACGAGGAGGAUUUGGCGGAUGAGGAUGCAUCGACAAGUUCUGACAACUCCCAGCGUCGUGAAACCAAAAAGGUGAGCAGGAGGAAAGUGUUUUGCCAGAUCACACAGCAUCUUUUGGAAAACCAUGAAAUGUGGAAAAGAGUGAUUGCUGCAGAAGCCCCAGAGGAGGCCCGGGAAGAGAAUCCGAACUGCAUCAGCAACCCCACCGAUCCAAUCACAGCCAUUCAUGAGGAAGAGGAGGAGCAGGCAAGCAAAGAGGAGGAGUUGACUGAUGACCUCGAUGAAAGGGAAGAGGUACCGGCUAUCGAGGAAGAGGAAAUCCUUCCCCAAUCAGAGACUUCAGGAGAAAAAGAGGAAGAGCCAGAGUGAUAUUACAAACUUUGACCUCCUCGUAAGCCAGGAACGUUGUCUAAAAAUGUUUUGUUUCUUUCCUAACUAAACUCUUGAUAUGGUAGCCAGCACAUCACUUUGACACAACACUGUAGAAGAUGUUUUGGGUAAAAUGUGCCUAACAAAAACAGGGUUGAGGACAGGGAUGACCCCAGUGCAUCUGACCAGGAGACAGGUGAUAUAAGGUAAAGAUUAAGUGACUAAGGGAAAGAAUGGAGAUGCUGAAAAUGAAUAUGGACUGUAUUUGUUUCUCUUUUAGUGUUUCUUUUGGUCUGGAUCUGACACCCUGCACCUCACCCAGACUGCCCAUCCUGCACUUUGGGCCAACCACCCUGAUUCACCAAAUUCACUCCACCAGAGAGUAGAACACUGUCACAGACCCCCCUCUUCAUUCUUCUUGUUGCUCCCAAGAUAUCAACACACUGUGGAGCCGCCCAGCUGGUUAAGGAUGUGCAACAAGCCCCUUCUCCUUGAAGACAAUGGGAUGAAAGACAGGGAAAAAGCUGUGUCCACUGAGUGUAUUCCAGAAGGAAGUUGAAAAAAAGAUUCAGAGGUAGUGCACUGUGUACUCAGACGUACACCCACACAAGCUGCAAACACACACACAAGCACACACACAGUGCUGUAGCAGAAACACAUUCUGUGCUCGGAACAGAAAGGAAGUUUCACAAAGAACCCUAGUGCUCUAAAAGCUUUAUUCUCAAGGAAAAAAAACAUACAAAACAGUGUUUUGUUCAUAUCAAACAAUGUUAGUCAGCGGUCAUUUUCUCCCUGUCUUUUAUUAGUCGGUUCAGCACACUAACAUGUUUCCACACUGCACAACUCAGGAAGGCAGAAACCUGUAGAGAAACAGAAGCAAAAAGGACUUUCAGCAUCCUUUUUCCUUUUACUUCCCUUCAAAAAAGGAACCACAAGGGAAAGAACACACGUUAAUGUUAAUCAGUUUAAAACUGACUUACAAGAUACAUAACUAGGUAAUAAGGUAAUGUGUUUUCAUUUUCUUUUUCCCGACAACUUUGUAAGGACUAUUACGGAUGUUUUUACCUUUACAUGUUUCAACUACGUCUGCAGUCUUUCUCAGAGGCGUCAUCCGACGUGUUGAUGACAUGUUCUUUAUCAGGUGAGCGGUCUGACAGAUCUGUCAGAAUCUGUCAGGUUGGCCACGCCCCCCACUAUCCAAUGGUCUCUGGAAGAUGGAAUCCCAGGUGUGCAAGAGGGUGUAAUCCCGUUGUCCUGGUUUAUGGAAUCAUUGCCCCACUUCCUGAUCUUAAUGGCCUCUUUUAUUCAUAUAAGGAUGAGUCUUAUUGUUACUGAGUAUUCUUAAAGUAUUUUUUGGAUUAAACAAUAAUUAAACAGUUUGGCCUGAUAACACUCCCCUCAACUGUGGAUAAAAGAGGCCAUUGAGACCAGGAAGCGGGCCAAUGAUUCCAUAAACCGGGACGAGGGUGCUUACACCCUGUCACACUCCUGGGACAGCGGGGGGCAUGACCAGCCUGACAGAUUGUUACAGAUCUGUCAGGCUGGUCACCUGAUAAGAGACACAUCAUCAACACGUCGAAUGACGCUUCUGAGGAAGACUGUAGACGCAGUCGAAACAUGUGAAGGCAAAAACAUCCUUAAUAAUUCUUACAAAGUUGUUGGAUGAAAAGAAAACGCUAACCUAAUGAAAAGAUGACAAAAUGAACACAGUCAAUCUGGUAAUGUGUUUUGUUGAGUAAAUAUCAUUUGUGUCCACAUUUUGUGUUCAUGUCACGGUAAACACAGUCGCUAAUGACAGGACUUUUCUCAUUCCAAAAUAAUUUAUAGGCUGGUAUGUAGGCCAAAUGUUUCAGAGAGUAAAGUAAUCCAGUAAGCCAUACUGAACCUGGCCAGAGCUGAGUCACGGCUCCAAAACACCCAAGAAGAUUUACGUUAAUGAGACAUUACUACCCUGUGAAGGCUGCUGCCAUCCAGGAGGUGCUGCAUACCCACAUGAAACUAUGUGGAAGUUUCAGUCAGAGAAAUCAGGCAAAGAUAGUAAUAUGGAAUCAAUAAGGCUAACCAUGUCUGAGUCAUGGAACACUGCUUACUUUAAAAACACAGAAAAGGAGCCACAGCUGCAUAAAUGUAUAAUGUAAAUGAACAUAUGUUAAAUUAAGUGAAAGCAAACUUCUGAAUUAAUGGAGUGCAGCUUUCAGAGUCGCUAAUGCUGCUGUCUGCAAUCUCCUAUGAUACUGUUUGGGCAAUUUAUGUUGUCAGUCUUCAAUGAUAUCAAAUAGAAAAGGUAGAAUGAGUGAUUUAAGCAUUAAACACCACAAAUAAGCAGAGAAAUGCAUCAACAAAAAGUGUCACUCAAGAUAAUGUCAACAUUCUACACUUUGUUUCAAUACAGUGCAACAGAAUAGGUGAAAGUUACAAGAAAGAAUUUCCUAUGACAGGCCAGCAGACUCAAGAUUUUUUUUUCUCCAUUUGUAAUCCUUGACAUUGCAUAUGGCUUAGCAGAUCUCCUUUGAUGUCCGCAGAGAUUCAUAUUGGUGGUGAUGGAGGAAAGUGUGAGCAAGGAGAACAGCCUCAGUAAUGAGGCUUAGUAAUGAAAGAGGAAGGCGCUUAUAAAGGGUCAGAGGGGUGUCAGAUCUUUUCAGCAAAGUCUUCCAGUUGUAACUCUUUGAAGAUGAGCCAGCCUGGUCGGAUUCUGAACCAUGUGAUGAUCUAUGUUUCCAAGUUUGCUAAAUGUAUUACAGGGAUAUGCAGUACAGUGUAUUUGAUCUGACAUCAGAAAAGCAACAGGGGGCCUUUUUAGACUUAGAUCCAGAGAUUGAAGGUUAUUCAGUGUCUUCACUUACUUAUUGUAACAGGUACUUUUCAUCAGAUUUGCCAAGUGAAGAAAGGCAUAUUUUAAUAAAACUGAAACCCUUUCUUGGACAUUGACAGCACUUUUUGGAGAAAGUGCCAGAGACUAGAGGCUGGAUCAAGAGAUGAGGUAGACUUACAGUCGGGAAAUCAAAGUAGAGUGUGGUUAUAUAUGCAGUGGUAUUGAUAGAAAAGGCACUCAAACAACCAUUCUGAUUCAGCUCUAUCUAGAAGGUAAGAAACUUUAACUCUGUAGUUGCAAAUACUUCAAAUAUGCUAAGGGGCAUACAGAGAUGGCACAAAAUGUCCAUAAGUACUGAUUAUUUGAAGUGGGUGAGGAUUGAUUAGACUAACUCACAUAUGUAUAAAAACAUGGCCAGGAAAGGCAUUCUAAAAUUGAAACAGCCACACUUAAAUUUUAAAAUAGCACCAAAUAAGAACAUCAGACAGAAAUACAAGUAUUUACUGGGGAUACACUUUAUGCAAACAGCCCAUUAUUCGCAUACGCUGGAUGAAAACUGACUAAGCAACUAUUAAAUAGACUUGUUUUUUGUAUUUUUACUGGCUGAACUUGCCCUAAUACUGUCUAAAUCCUCAGCUGUAUCCAUUGCACUGUUAUCAAAAUGCCCAUUGUGUAAAUGAGGGCUAAACUGUGCAGCGUAAUGCGCUUGAUUGCUUAUUCCCUGUACUUACAAAUAGAGCGCAGCUUGUUUUUAAUCUUAUGAAAAAGGAAGCCUGCAUUAACCAAAGUCUGUCUCAAUUCAAGUUGAGAACUCUGAACAUCUGUUGUCCACUUUAAUGUCACAAAUGGUCCAUAAUAAGGAGGGCUAAUGUUGCUUGGCAACAGAGAGAGAAAAAAAGAAAAGGCAGAAUGACAUCUGACCCCUGAAACUACGUGUCUUACCUGCCAGCACAAAUGGCAGCAGUCUAUUUGUAGCAUAUGCAGCAGGACAUGUCUGAAUUUACAGGUUCCCUCCUCGACAAAUCGUCUUCCAGUAGCUUCUUCUUGCGUUGGCGUUUGAUGAUAAGCCUGCAUAAUGAUCUGUAAACACCAGCUGAUACAUGACUGAUCUACACAGCUGUGGGUCAAGGCACCGACUGGGGUCUUUAAGUACAGCAUUUUUGAACCUCUGUACAGAAAGGAAGUUUUGAAAUCGAGUUAUUCUACAAAUAACCACGUGACUGAAAAAGAAAGCUCUUCAAGCUUCCUGCCUCAUGUAAACAGCAGGAAUUUGAAGACACAUGAAUGAGCUUGAGCUCCAUGCACUGUAAAUAUCCUACGCACUAUACAGUAUAUCAAUACCUCACUUACAAUCUAAUGUGCAUACUAUUACAAUGGACUUUUUGUGUCUCACACUUGUACUAUCCCAUGUUCCACCUCUGUGUUUGGGGAUUUGUAGAUUUUUUCAGACACCCAUCACUUUUUUUCCCCUUUUUUUGGCCUGUGCGAUCUGAGAAUUCAAAGCUCACUAGGGAUCAAGUCAGUCAAAACAGACGCUUCCCUCCUCUCUCAGCCCUGCCUCACUGUGUACACUACAGUGCAGCAAUCAAAGAGACUUGAAUUAAUCAAAGCUGUGAUAGAAUUCUUAGUUUCUAUUCUCAUCGCAAACAAUCCAAAACAGUAGGAAGUGUUAGUGUCCAGCCUUCUAGGGAGUUUUCAGUAGCUUGGAGGGGAGUGUUCAAUUGGUCACUCAGUUUUUUAGGAACAGGUUUCAAGUCUUUUUACAGUUAUCAAGUAGUUUUGUGUUCUUUAUUUCAGCUUUUUAAUUAAAAUCGGUAUUAUUAGCAUAGUUGCUAAACAUUUGUUAAAUUCAGUUUUAGGAGUAUUUUCCUACUUGGUUUCUUUUUAUUUCUGCACAGUAUGAAUAUUUAUUAGCAAUGUAUCCAAGUCAACAACAAAUCUGCAUAGUUUUUCCAAUGUUUUAUUCUUGUUGCAUCCAUAAUGUAGUUACAAUUGUAGACUGAUUUGAAGGCUACACUUAAUGCAGAUGUAAUGUUCACUGGGAUGGAUGACGUACUUGGAAAAAAAGUUGCGUGUAAAUAAAUGGAAACCACUGGGUGCCAGGAAUUAAAUACAAAAUACACCCAGAUUUCUAAAAUAAAGCUACAUUAUUUUGCAAGACAAUUAUUUGUGAUGUAAAGUAUACAAUAUACAGUAAUUACUUUGUCUUAAAUGGGCCAAAACAUGGAAAACUACUGUUAUAGUCCCAUAGGUUCUUUUUCCACUCUAAAUGCCAUAGAUUAAAGUUUCUUGUCCGCCACAAGAUAAAAGUUCAUGUCAUUCGUUGGCUUCUUUGGUCUCGGUCAUCAUGAUGACACUAGCCAGUGGUUUGUACCAGCGCAUUCACAAUUCCGCUUUCUCUUGAUUUACAAAUUGUUCUUACAAAAACUCCGCUAGAAAACAACACAAGUGCAGAGUCUGCAACCAAACUAUUUCAGAUCAUUAAAGCCAGUACGAGUGGUUUCUUUUAACUGACGAGAAGAAGGGGAUUGCUGCACACUGGAUGAACUUGUGCAAACCAAAGAAACUUUUUGAACAUUGUGGUUUUUUGUGAUUUGCACAAAACAAGCCCUAAAAGGAGCAUGUUUUAUUUUGUCAGUGUUACUCACAGCCUGGUGAGGAUAUCUGGAUAUGCAUAUAUUUUGCUCUCAUGUGAAAAUAAGACAGAUUAAAGCAAUUUAAGAGUUUUCAGUGUUCAUGUAACAGACAGGUGUUGUCCUUGCAGCUUGUUCUUCUUUCACUGCCAUGUCAAUAGGCACCAGUAGCACUACAAUGUAACUGACCAACUGUUCUGUUCUCAGACUGACGCCCAUGUACUUUCUUUUUGAUGGUUUGAACCAAAAACAUUUCUUUUUUGUAUUGUUUGUUGUUUCAGCCAUUUUGUCAACGGGGUCAGGCUGCUGUGCCAUACCAUUGUCACAUUUAUGUAUGUAUACAUUGUCUGAAUGCUAUAUUCUCAGCUUUGCUUGUUUGUCACAAAGGAAACCAAAACAAACUUUUUGUUCACCACCUUUAAAGCAAGACAAACAAGAUGUUUUUUUUAAAAUCUAUUAUAGCAGCCGCUUCACAGACUCAAUUCUUUUCUUCUCUCCAAUAUCUUGCACUUAACACAUUUAGCAAUACCUACAGGAUGGGGAAAUUGUGUGAUUCACCAGUAUUUGUUUAAGUGGAAUAUGAAAUUUUAUUUCUAGAUAUUGUUUGACUUUGUAUAAAAGAUAUAUACUGUACAGAUUCAAAAGUAUAUUAUGACAAAAAAAACUUUUAGAAAAAAUAUUUUUUACUGUUUUGUAAUUUAGACACAAUACUGUAGCUCCUCUAUUACCAGACUUACUGGAAGUGCCUCUCGAUAAUGUAUUACAAAGUAACUAUACAAUAUAUUGGGAUUAUUAGAACCUGUCACUAGCAGAGCAGUGUUGAUGUUGUAAUGUGAAUAUUGUUGAAUAAUAAGAUUUGUAAAUGCUG
Messenger RNA from Amphiprion ocellaris (clown anemonefish), 10231 nucleotides. Its product is annotated as cGMP-inhibited 3',5'-cyclic phosphodiesterase 3A-like. The coding region runs from base 370 to 3918 and encodes 1182 amino acids. The transcript is spliced from 17 exons. Lineage: Eukaryota; Metazoa; Chordata; Actinopteri; Pomacentridae. Gene Ontology annotation, biological process: oocyte maturation; positive regulation of oocyte development. Gene Ontology annotation, cellular component: cytosol. Gene Ontology annotation, molecular function: 3',5'-cyclic-AMP phosphodiesterase activity. The record is from RefSeq and is a predicted model, not a curated record.